Molecule: messenger RNA, 2024 nt
Organism: Paramisgurnus dabryanus
Lineage: Eukaryota; Metazoa; Chordata; Actinopteri; Cypriniformes; Cobitidae
Source: RefSeq, a predicted model, not a curated record
GAGGUCGUGAGCAGGAAGUCGGAAAAGAAAGCAGAAACAGAGGGGGCAGGGCCAUUUAAAAAUACCUGCUGCCCUACAAUAACGGGACCAAAAGACAGCAGCUCAUACGGGACAGCGCGUCGGUGAAUGCGUCGCAGAGGAGAUGCCGUGCUUCACGUAAACCCCUACAUUCAUUAUGCACGUGCACCGCUGUCAUUAAACAACGGAGUUGAGGAACAUCAGCCUCUCAGCACUUCUUUAUUCAGAAACAACAUAAAGCAUGAGGACUGCAUGCGUGGACUGCAUGGUUUAGGAAAGAAGAUAUAUUAAUUCUGCACAUUCAUUCUUGAUUCAACUGGAUGCAUGUUGGGUCAUUUGGCGUGAAUUAUGUAUUGUACGGGCUGUUCUCUCUGAAAGCAAGGCAGGUGCAUUUUAUGCGUUAAAGCGUUUUUGGGAUUUUUUUUUACACUGAUGGUCUUUCAGCAGCACUAACGUCGGGUGUGGGACAUACUCUGAAGUGCGCACAUCAAAUGCACUUGAUAAUUGCCUAACCAUAUAUUUAACAUGGCAUCUACAAUAGAAAGGAAGACACUGGAGGCAAACGAGGAACCCGUGGAUGAGGUGCUUCAGAUGCCACCAUCACUCCUGACGUGCGGCGGAUGUCAGCAGAGCAUCGGGGACCGUUUUUUCCUUAAGGCCAUUGAACAAUAUUGGCAUGAGGAUUGUCUUAGCUGUGACCUCUGCGGCUGCCGCUUAGGAGAAGUGGGCCGCAGGCUGUACUACAAACUUGGCAGGAAGCUAUGUAGACGAGACUACCUCAGACUAUUUGGUCAGGAUGGGCUCUGUGCUUCCUGUGAAAAGAGGAUCCGGGCCUUUGAAAUGACCAUGCGAGUCCGUGAUAAAGUAUACCACCUUGAAUGCUUCAAAUGUGCCGCAUGUCAGAAACACUUCUGUGUUGGGGAUCGAUACUUGCUCAUCAAUUCGGACAUUGUGUGUGAGCAGGACAUUUUUGAGUGGACCAAACUGAAUGGCAACAUGGUCUAGUUUACUCCCCAUCAAAAUCUUCAACAUAUCCCUUUAUGCAGUCAAUUCUAAAAAGCACCGAACCUGAGAAAAAAACACCAGCAACAUACAAUUUAUUUUCUAGUUUAAGGAUUUUUGUAAUCUAUAAACAACACAAAUAUAGUUUGUGUUAUAUUGCAAUAAAGGCUGAAUGAUCUUUGCUACUUUAAUAGAAAGUUAGAUUUAAAGAUAGGGUCGGCAGUAUCGCAGCAAUAGCAAAUAUCUUAAAAAGCAUAAAAGGGAUAAAGAUCCCAAAAUAAUUUCAGAGCCAACUCUACUCCCAAACACAUGAAUGUAAACAGCCAGAGCAGAGUCUGCAAAGCUUCACAAGAGACGGCUUUAGUGGAGCAUGGAACCCGGCGCUUUCAUGACCUCAUGUCUCAUUCACCAGUAAAAGUAUAUAACAUUACAGUAAUAAUAACGUAAUAACACUCUGUGACUUUAGCAAUGUAUCUACAACUCUGCACAGCCUCAUGAAACACUGAUAAUGUGUGAAGCACCGUGCACAAAGUUAUGUUAAUACACAUAUAGACAGGCAGGUAGGACAUCAUUGGCUCUCAACCUAUGUAUAAGCAUAACUUUGUGCACCUGACAAACAUUUUAAGGUCUUGAGACUUCCACAGAGGACAUAUGUGUAACAUUAAGACCACUUUACUUAUUUAUUGCUAUCAGGAUAUGAAGAGACUUUCAACCAGUAUAACAAAAAAUUUGCCUACCCAAGCUUUAAACUUUAAGAAAUGUUCUUUUUUUUAAGAAGAUCAUUUUCACAAAAUGUGACAACAUCUUGUUAUUCAUACUCUCCCAAAACUAUUGUGAUGCAGAAUAGAUGCAUUUUUUUUCAACACUAUAACAUCUGUUUAUGUAUAUAUCUGUGUUUGUUACGUAAAGGAGAAUAACUGAGCAAUAAAUUACUUAAGAAAUUUAUGCCAAAAGUGAUAAAUGAUUAACAUUUAAUAAACUGUUUUAUCUAUAUUAAAAACAAA